Lathyrus oleraceus (garden pea) is the source of this 2264-nucleotide messenger RNA. Its product is annotated as DEK domain-containing chromatin-associated protein 1. Gene Ontology annotation, biological process: chromatin organization; regulation of double-strand break repair. The coding region runs from base 331 to 1962 and encodes 543 amino acids. The record is from RefSeq and is a predicted model, not a curated record. Gene Ontology annotation, cellular component: nucleus. Lineage: Eukaryota; Viridiplantae; Streptophyta; Magnoliopsida; Fabales; Fabaceae. Gene Ontology annotation, molecular function: histone binding; DNA binding. The transcript is spliced from 11 exons.
UCCAUUCUCGAAAUUGAAGGGUUUUGGUCAAAAUAAAUAUUUAUUUUUCAUUUUACUUUUAUUUUUUUCAUUUUGCCGGGAGAAAGAAAGAGGGAAGGGUAGAGUAGAAACCCGCUCAUAAUUUCGCAUCAAAUUUUGAAACAUUUUCACCUUAAGCGCGCUUCUAUUCUUCCACUCUACUUUCAUUUUCGCGAUUCCCCCCUUUUUAUUUCCCUUUCUAUAUUCCAAAUCUCAACACAAGUCGCUUUUAUUCCACUUCAAUUCUUUCUUCAAGUUUUAGGGUUUCACUUCCACUUCAAGUUUUAGGGUUUCACUUCCACUUCAAUAUCCAUGGCUACCGAAACCCUAAUUGAUAACCAACCAUCUCUCCACGACAAACUCCACGAUCUUCCACCCAAUGAAAACAAAGCUGCCGCUGAUGAAGAGGUAGAUGCUUUGACUGAAGUUGACGAAUCAAAAGAGAAGAAAGAGAUCGAUGACCAAGAUGAUGAAUCGGAGAAAGAUGAGGAAAAGGACGAAGGAGAUGAAGGUACAGAUGAAGAUGAGGAGGAUGAAGAGGCUAAAGGGAGUCAGUUGAGGAAAGAGGCAGAAUCUGAGAAAAAGAGUCCAAUUACGCCGACCAGUGACAGGCCGACCAGAGAACGGAAGGUGGUGGAGCGAUACUCUGAACCGUCAUCAAUCAAGGUCGGAAAGUCUGCAUCUAGUAAAACUUUGGUAAUUGAAAAGGGACGUGGUACUCAGCUUAAGGAUAUUCCAAACGUGGCUUUCAAGUUGUCAAAGAGAAAACCUGAUGAGACGCUGCAUCUGCUUCACAAUCUACUGUUUGGGAAAAGAACAAAGGUACACAAUCUAAAGAGGAAUAUAGGCCAGUUUUCUGGUUAUGUGUGGGCUGAAAAUGAGGUACUGAUUUCUUUGGAAAAGCAGAGGAUAAAGGCAAAAGAAAGGAUUGAUAAAUUUGUGAGAGAAAAGUUGUCAGACUUCUGUGAUGUGCUUAAUAUUCCAAUUAACAAGGGCAGUACAAGGAAGGAGGACCUGUCUGCAAAGCUGUUGGAAUUUCUGGAGUCCCCACAUGCUACUACUGAUGUUCUGCUUGCUGAAAAAAAACAGAAAGCCAAAGCCAAGAAGAAGCGAACUAGAAAAACAACCCCUGGCAAAUCUCCCAAGGGAGCAUCCACAGAAACACUAGCAAAGAAGAAAAAGCAAACUCCACAAUCUGGAAAAAAACGAAAACUGUCAUCUGAUGCUGAAGAUGAUGAUACGGCUGAAAUUUCAGAUGCAAAAGAUGAGUCACAAGAAGAUGAAGAUGAAGAUGUUGCAGUGGCAAAUAAUGGAACCGAUGAUGAGGUGGGUAAAUCAGAAGAAGAGGAAGAGGAAGAUAUAUCAGAGGCUCACAAGAGUAAGUCCAAACAGUCUGGGAGGGAAACUUCAGUUGCUAAAGCUGAAUCCAAAAACCAAUCUGUUAAGAAGACCUCUGCAAAAGCUGCCCAAAGCAGUGAAGAAUCUCCAGAUAAAUUAAUACCAAAGAAAUCCAUUACUGAUCAUGAUUCUGUUUCUAUUCCCAAGUCAAACCAACCUGACACCAAGAAACUGAAAACUGGAAAGGAAAAGCAGGACACUAAGAAGGAUGCAAUCAAAACCUCAAAGGCAGGUAAAGAUCAAGUAAAAGGUAAAAGUAGAAAGAAGAAGGUAGAAGAACCUAGCAGGGAAGCCAUGCACUCAGUUGUUGCUAAUAUUCUGAAGGAAGUAGAUUUCAACACUGCAACUUUGUCUGAUAUCCUCCGCCAACUUGGUACACAUUUUGGCCUUGAUUUAAUGCAUAGAAAAUCAGAGGUGAAGAAUAUCAUCACAGAUGUAAUUAAUAGCAUGUCUGAUGAGGAAGGUGAUGAUGAGGAAGCUGAAAAUGAUGGAGAUGGAGAUGUUGAAGAGGGUGGUGAUGCCAGUGAUGAAGGUGACAAUGAAUAAUCUUAGAUUUAAAAAUAGUGACUACAUAAAUUAGAAGCACAAGGGACUUCCCACAGCUAAAUUUUAUGUUCAUUCUUCUGUCAGUGGUCUAUAUACAGGUUAAGUUUGCUAGGUAUAUUUGGUUUGAGAUGUUACCUUUUUCUAAUGCUGGAAACUAGGAUUGUGAUUGUACCAUAUUUAGAUUCAACCCACACCUCUAUUACGGAUCAGUCAUUUUAUUUCUCAUGCUGAAUAGUUUGUUUUUUUACCUGCCGGUGGCAUUAUUGCCUUUUAAUUUAAAUCAAUGUUAAAUUUAUUUGCUA